GGCUAUAAAAGAGCUGCUUCCGGCGCCGGCGCCCGGCCUUGGUUUUCCUCCUCGGUGGCUCGCGCUGCUGCGGCCGAAAGACCCGCGAUGAGUCUCCCAGGUGCGUGUGUGGGGUUGCCAUGGGAACGGCAGAGGCCUACUGGGGAUGGGAGAGGCCGGGGGCGGGGUUGCCAUGGCAACGGGAGGCUGCUGUUGCUUUUUUGGGGGUGGGGGGUAAACAGGCGCCGUCGAGCCGCGGGGCCCCAGGAUUCAGCCCCGGCGCCUGUAUCCCACCCACCCACACUUCAGUCCCGGCCAAUUUCGCGAGGAGAGGAUUGCACCGCCGAGGGAGCGUGUCCCUGAGCAUGUGCAGAGUGCCUCCCCCUGCCCAGAUUCCUGGGGUUGAAGGAAGCGCCCCUUCCUAGUCCGAUUUCCGCCCCGGCGCCUGUAGGCUCCGCACCCCUUCUCCCUGCUUUAGUCGAUCUCUGGUUUUUAUUAAUAAUCUGAUUUUUAUUAUUGAGAAUGGGUGGCUUGUUUGUUUGUUUGUUGAACGGUGGGCAGCCUCGACAACUUAAGUAGAAAAGCCUGGGUAUAAAUGUCAGAGAAAUAAAGGAAGCAACCGAUCCUGCAGGCUAUACAUGCAAAGUAGUUGCCUGAUGAAAGAAGGCUGAAUUUAGCACCUCAUUAAAAGAGCCCUUAGACUUAACAAGGCACCCGGCAGCCAUAGGCAGGCAGGAACUGUGGGAAGGACAGUGUGUGGUUUGCAUGCUACUUGUGAAUAAUAAUAAUAAUUAGUAGUAGUAGUUUAUUUCCUCCAAAACCUUGAGCAACUGGAGGCGGCUUGCAAGAAUUACAAAUGAAGAUAAAACACAGAUCACUAAAAACAUAUGAAAGAUAAUAGUUAAGAAGUAAUUAAGAUGAUAAUGGAAUCAAAACGAUGUAAAAACAAAUCUGUCAAAAGGCCAGUAGCAAAAACAGCAGAGCACUAUUAAAAGCCCUUUCCUUAAAAGCAGUUAGUUCCCAAAAGCCUGUCGGAAUAAAACGGUACCUUCUGUGGUCUUGCUUAGAAAGCUGGUUUAUGAGGGAGCCAGGCCGCUCCGUAAUUUGGGCACUGCAGUGGAAUAAGUCCUGGGUUCAUACCCACCAGCCAACCCAAACAGAGUCAAGGUGAUUCAUCAAUAAAGGAUAUAGGUUCAGAUCUGCAACCAGCCAGAUGCUCACUUAGGUGAUCUUGGUUCCAGCAGCUAUCUCUCUGUCUUCCUCCUUUUUAUUCUCACAACAACCUUGCAAGGUAGUUUAGCCCGAGAGAUAGCUACUGGAACCAAGAUCACCUAGUGAGCAUCUGGCUGGCUGCAGAUCUGAACCUGUAUCCUUUAUUGAUGAAUCACCUUGACUCUGUUUUUCUUACGCCACUUGCAUUUUAGGGACUGUAUUCUUAGAUACAGGCUGUAGCUUAGUGGUAGGGCCCCUGCUUUGCACACAGAAGGUCUGGGGUUCAAAUCCACUUAGGGCUGGGAAAGACAGUUCUGAAAUCCUUUAGAGACAAGUACUGAGCUAGAUAGACAAUGGCCUGAUUCAGGGUAAGGCAGCUUCCUACGUUCCAGUGACAAGAGAUAAAUGAAAUUAAAAGGUAGGUGUCAGUCCCCUUGCCUUUGGGAAACAACAGUUCUUUUUAAAGUUUUAUCUACUUUUUGUCAAACGUCUUUAUGUCAAGAUAAGCAUGCAUUGAAAUUCAGCCAGCCUGGCACAUGGCAAUUAGCUGUGCUUGGGUGAGGCACUAUUAGGAAACGUGUCUUUGGCACGAAGCAAGGCCUUGUGAUUACAGGAGUGGAUCUGGAACAGUUUCACACCCUUACAAAGGUGGAGGGCAGCAUUGCCUAAUAAUAUAGAUACUGAAGGCAGAAAUAUUUGCAUAGUAUUAGAAUACAUUUCACAAAAACUUGUUUUUGCUGUGGUCUACUUUGCAUAGGAGCCUGCACACCUGCAGAUUCCCAGCUUUUAUUUUAAAAAGAAAGAGUAAGUUUCUAGCAUUUGUAGAACCAGAGGGAUAAGCAAAAUGUACAGAUGCUGGUCUCGUCUUUGGUGGGAAUCUAGCCUGCUCCCCUCCCCCUCGUCGUUUUUAGUGCUUUACUUUGCCCCCACCCCCAGGCCUGGGGGGGGGGGAUCCUGCAGACACCCAUGAACAGGAAUAUUUGCCUAUUCCAUUUUCAGACCACAUGUAACACUGAAAUCUCCAUCUAUCCCCUGUUAUUACUAUAAGACAAAGCAGGAAGUUUGAAGGGAGGGGGAAACUGGAAAGGGAAUAAUUGCAGUGAGGCAAAUGUGUAACCUCAGGAUCUGUUUUAAGAUUGCUUUAUUUCAUUAUUUAAAUUAUUAUCAUCAUUAUAAUCUACUCUAGUUUUUGGUUUAAAAACACACAAGAGAGCUAGCGAAAAGUUAAUCUGGUUACUUAUAAUUGUUUAAAAGUUUUACUGAUUUUUAUCUGCAGCUUUUAUUAUGAUGGUUUUGUGUAUAUUUGUUUUCAGGUUAGUUUCUUUGUUUUCUUUGUGUUUCAUCUACUGUUUUAUUGGAGACUGCUCUUUGGUUAAAUGGCUUACAAAUCUUCUAAGUAAAUAAGCACAAUAAAAAUAGGCAAACGAUACAUAUAGCAAUCAUAAAAUGAAAAACCGAAGCAAUUAAAAACAACAGCUGAACACACUAACAUAAUAUAUUAAAAGCCUGAUUGAUUUUUAAAAGAAAUUCAACAAGUUGAGUAAUAAGAGUGUCUCUGAGAAGAGACAGAGGACAUUCCCUGCCAUGCCAUGAGUGGCAUCAGCAUCAACCACGUCUGCAGACACCUGUGAUGAGCUUCUAGCAUCCUUCCUGAACACAUCCUUGUUCUGUUUUCUCCAUGUGUGCCCUCUGUUGCUGACUUUCAGAAUCAACUGUCCUGAAUCGACUGUCCUGUUUUGUCUUAGCAGGGUUGAGCCUGAAAAAAUCUUCAGCUUUCGCCCAAGCCCUGAAAGCUGAACCCCGGUACUUGUUGGCCCAGAAUGUGGCCACAUGCGCAGACCCCCUGGAGGUGUGCCUGGAGCGGGCCGUGGUGCAGGACACGCUGCAAGUCUUCCAGCACAUGGUACCUGCUGAAGGCAAGCCCAUCACCAAUCAGAAGAACUCAGGUAAUGGCCACCUCCCUUGAGAUUGCACGUCCCAUUUUAAUGAUUUGCGAUGCCCAUCUCCGCUGUGCUCCUCUGACCCCCCAGGACGCUGCUGGAUCUUCUCCUGCCUGAACGUGAUGCGCCUCCCCUUCAUGAAGAAGUUCAACAUGGAGGAGUUCGAGUUCAGCCAGUCGUACCUCUUCUUCUGGGACAAGGUGCUUCUAAUUGUAUUUAACUGCCCUUCUGCUUCUUGCAUUUAUAUCCCACCUCCAAGGAAUUCAAGGUGGCACACAUGAUUUCCCACCAUCCACAUUUACCCCCUGUGAAGUAGGUUGGGCUGAGAGAUGGUGACUGGCCCAAGGCCACCCCCAGAAAGCAUGCCUGAGUGAGGAUUUGAACCCAGGUCCUUGACCAACACUUUUAAUCGCCAUGCCACGCUGACUCUCAGAGGUGCUUUCUUGAGGCUUUGUUUAGGUGCUAGGAUGGGGAACCUGUGGCUAUUUGGAUGUUAUGAGUCGAGAGACAUGGUGGAAAUUAGGGUCCAGACUCGUCUGGAGGGCUUCAGAUUCCCCUCUCCUGCUUUGUGGAAAACCCAGCAGACUGGUCGGCUUCUUUCUGUAAGCACGGGUGCCAUUCAGGCUUCUGCCUUGAACUGCCACCCUCAGAAACCUUUUUUUUGGGGGGGGACAGCACCCCAGGAGGGGGCAUUCUCUGUGGACUUCCAUCCCCACUGAAUGGUGUCCUCAUUGCACAGCUAUCAUUGCAUGCUGAAAACACACCUGACCCUUUGUAUUAUGUCUUAGUUCUUAUUGUUUUAUUAUCAUAACCUGCUCUGGGCCUUGAUGGCAGGUAAUCAAUUCCAUUACUAAAUAAAUAAUAACCAGGGGGCCACCACUAAGUGGGCCAUCCUAGCUGUAAAAAGGCCAGAAGGUUAAGGCGGGGUGGGUUAGCUUGAAGUCUACCAGGGCUCAACAGACCUGGUUUCUGACUGCAUUCUGACUGGCUUAUUUCCAGGUUGAACGCUGUUACUACUUCUUGCACGCAUAUGUGGAAACGGCUCAGAAGAAGGAGCCCGUGGAGGGGAGACUGGUGCAGUUCCUGCUCUCCAACCCCUGCAAUGACGGCGGGCAGUGGGACAUGCUCGUGAACCUCAUUGGUAAGAGAAGCUGAGGCCAAGGCACUUUGUAGUCCACCUAGGUUCCUGGGCAGAGGAUCCAGCAUCUUAAGGGGUGGGGGGGCCUGCUCAGCCAAGACCAGGAAAUCAGGAGUUGGGAUUACAGAAUUCUUCGGGUGGGGCUGGAAUCACUAAAGCUUAUGAAGGUCUUCUGAUGAGGUGGACAGUUGCAGUACAAGACGGAGUCAGAAACCUUUCUCUCUGAGAUCCCCACAGGAUCUUCAGUCUGGUACACUCUUAUGUAGUUUUAAAAAAUGUAUGCGUUGAGCUUAUGCAGCUAACCGAUGGUGGAGUCAGGCCAGGCUGCCCAGCAGGGUAUGUCCAAGCUCUCAGGCAAGUCCAGCAUAUAUUACCCUGAGCCCUUUAAUUGGUGAUGUUGAGGACUGGACCUGGAUGCACCACAGGUGAGAAGGCUCUCCUGGACUAAGGAUGUGGGAGGACAGAAGUAGCCUGGAAACAGUUUCAUUGUGUCAAGAUUUCACACAGCGUAAACUGAGUGCAGCAGGCAGAACAAUCUUUCCUUCGGCCCAUUGGUUCUGGUCAGUUACUAAAACUUGUUCCUUCCUAGAAAAAUAUGGCGUAGUCCCCAAGAAGGUUUUCCCUGAAUCACACACCACUGAGGCCUCCAGACGAAUGAAUGACAUUCUGAACCACAAGGUAACUAAAGUGUGUGUGUGCGCACAUGCGGGGGGGGGGGCAGAGAGAGUGUUACCGUCUCUAAAAUCAUUCGUCUUCUCACCAGUUUGGAAACUUAAACUCAGGCUUGUAAAUAAGCCCGUAAAAAUGAUCAAGCCCCAUGGAAAGGUUUAGUUGCCUGAAGGUAUCCUAUGUAGCACACUGAUGACCUGAAAAAAGGAUGCUAAGUGAAUCUUCCCUGUCUGGUGGCUUGCCAAGAAGAUCAGGUUUGCCACAGGCGAACAGAUGAGUCCCUGUAAAGCCUGUUAAAGCCCUUAAGAUCUGAGAUGGGCUUUUGGACACACCUGCCGCUCCACACACACAAUGAGUUGAUAUAGUUUUCACAACCUUCCUGUUCAGAUGCUGACACCUGGCAUUGCUUGCUAAGGUCCAAAUCCAUGGGAGCUGAAUCUUUUCUUUCCAACUGUUAAAAGGUAAAUUCUAGCCUGCUGCUCUCCAGAUGUUCUGGGCUUCAGCCAUCUCAGCCAUCUUCGCUGCUCCAGCAUCCUGAACUUUGAGCGUGUUGAUAGCGUGCCACAGAGAUUGCCAUUUAGAACUUGCUUUUCUUUUCUUCCAAACAGAUGCGAGAGUAUUGCCUCCGGCUGAGGAAUAUGGUAGAGACUGGAUGCAACAAGGACGAGCUCUCUGAAGCCGUGGACACCAUGAUAGAGGAGGUCAGCUGCUCUUGGUGCGGGGGCGAAUGCAAUGGCUAAGUGAAAAGAGAUUUUCUGUCCCUGCCCCCUCUUUCUCCCCCCCCCCCCCGGGCCCCAGUCAUGAUGCUUCUCAUUCUGCUGCAAUACUUUCCAAGCGCACCUUAGUCUUUAUUGUGUUUAUAUCUCACCUUUUCCUCCAGAGAGCUCAAGAUGGCAUACCUACUUCUCCUCUUCCCCAUUUGUGACAGGCCCUCGUCUCUCCCAGGUCCCAAUCCAGCACUCUAAACCCUACACCACACUUGCUCUCACACUCUCCUGUUCUGAUCCCAAGAUUCCCGCUGUAUAAAUUUUCCAUGGAUAAAAAAGAAAGAGCUGCUAGGAUGAGCUUGAACUGUCUCAUUGCACAUUUUGUAAAGAGCACAUUGUUCACAGGCCUCCCCAGGGGUGUUUCACGUUUUUGGUGGUGGCAGGCUUGUUGCACGUGGAGUUUGGGGUGGCACGUGUGCCCACGCCCUCCGAAGUCUUGGGAAACGAUCGCGCUUUGUAGAUCCUGCUGCCUCACUGUGUUCUUGGUGCGAGGCAAGCCAAGUCCCUUUUUUCUUAAAUCGGAAUAGAACUCUGCCUGGGAGGAAGUGUAACAUGGCUGCUUCUUGAUUAGGGCAAUUUCACUAAUCUUCUGUCGAAAGUAUAACUGAGCACAGCUUGGACCAGCCUUUGCAGCUCUGAAAGUGGCGCCUUAGCAGAGAGAUGCAGAGAUCCACUGUGAAUGCAUUUUGGUUGUGCUCUUUACAAUUUGGAGGGGCAGAUUGUCUACCCAGCUGCACUCUUUCUUCUCUCUCUCUUGCCAAAGCUGCCAAGAGGAAAGGUGUGUCAGGCUGUUUUAUUUUUACUUUUUUACAGGAGUGGCAUUGUCCUUCCCUGCAUUUCUGCAAAGCCCUUGGUGCCUCCCUAAGUGUCCAUCCAGGGUGCCUGCACUAGAGGGCAGCAGACAACAACGUAUAUCAUUUUUAUUUGCUGUUGUCCAAGGCACCGCAGCUCCAUGCUGGCUUCCCCGUCUCUUCUCCCAGAACUGCCUCCAUCAAACUGGUGGCCAUUCCACCUGACCAUUGUGUAACUUUUAUUAGGGAGCAGAAUGAAAGAGCCCAUAGAUUUCCUCUCCCCACCCUGUUCCUUUUUGCCUCCUGUGUCACGUUGCUUAGUUUCCACGCUGUUGUUCAAAAAGCUAUAAACCCGCUUGAUGCCUUCGGCGGAACAGCAGCUUAUAAGCAUAGCGAGCAAUUAAGCAAAAUGAGGGUUUGUGAGUCACAAGCAUCAGUUCCCUCUGGCCGAUUUGAAGGGAGGCGUCUGGGUUCCACCUUCCACUAAUCUGCUUUCCCUCCCCAGGUGUUCAGAAUAGUGACCAUCUGCCUGGGGAGCCCUCCGGACUCCUUCUGCUGGGAGUUCUACGACAAGGAGAAGGCCUACCACAAGAUCGGGCCAAUCUCGCCCCUGCAGUUCUACAAAGAGCACGUCAAGCCCAUCUUCGACAUGGAAAGCAAGGUUGGGCAAUGUGGUAAACACAAGGCAGCCUGUAGACAAUCAUUUGCCCCCUUUCUGUGAGAUCCUUUUUAGAUUUUGGAAAUGGAUAAGACACACCCCUGCCCCACACGGUCUCCUGUUGCUCCCUUCUACUCAUUUAAUACCACGACCCCUCUUUGGCCUGUUCGAAAGUUGUGGCAUGGCUACAAUCAUAGAAUUGUAGAGUUGGAAGGGACACCCCAAAGGUCAUCUAGCCCAACCCCUGCAAACCUGGAAUCUCAACUGAAAGAACCCCUGACAGAUGGUCCCCCAACCUCCCUUGAAAAACCACAAAUGCUGGGAAGUCCACCACCUUCCAAGGUAGUCGGUUGCAUUGCUGAACAGCUCUUACUGUCAGAAAGUUCUUUUUAAUGUUUCGUUGGAAAUCCUUACAAAAAGGCCCACCAGAUUUCCAACCCCAAAUCUCUUUUGGGGGGCCAAGCAUUGAUUGGUCAGAUGGUGAUAAAAUUGUGACCCAGAACAUAAAAAACGAGAUGAGUCUAGCAAAGGAUAUUUGCUGUUGAGAAACGGCACCCCUCAUAUUAUUUCCAAACUUCCAUCUUGUUUGAAAUGGAACCUCCAGGUUCAGUGGCAGCCUACCUCUGAAUAACACCUGCUGGGGACAAACAAGAAAUGGCCAUCUCUGGCCAUGCUCUCGUUGCGAGCAUUUUAGUUGGCUGCUAUUGCUGCGUCCAGCAGAGCUGGGAGGAGUGACCUUGAAAUUAACUUCUUGCGCUAACUCAGCCCUUUGACUUGACAGGUUUGCCUGGUGAACGACCCUCGGCCCCAGAACCAAUACAACCAGCUUUACACGGUGGAGUACCUGAGUAACAUGGUGGGGGGCAGGAAGACUCUUUACAACAACCAGCCCAUCGAGCUCCUGAAGAAACUGGCAGCCGCUUCUAUUCGGGAUGGAGAGGUUUGGCCGGCCCCUGUCUUUGUUUUGCUCCUUAGCACAGUGUCUUCCUGCUCUUUGCUUCAACUGAAGGGUCCUCAUUGUCGCCUGCUCUCUCCUCAGGCCGUGUGGUUUGGUUGUGACGUUGGGAAGCACUUCAACAGCAAACUGGGCAUCAAUGACAUGAAUAUGUAAGUGCGUGUGGGGUGGGGGAAGAGGGCUGUGAUCCUGCACACAGUCCCCCUGGGGAUUGUGGGUGUGCACGUCAAGCUCAAACUUUGCUUUGCUUCCAUUUCUUUGUUCUUCCGCAAGCUCAGAGCCCCCUGGAAUUGCAGAUCUGCUGCACCUCGUGCUUAACUGCUCCUGUAUGUUGUUGUUUAGUUGUGUCUGACUCUUUGUGACCCCCUGGACCAGAGCACACCAGGCACUCCUGUCUUCCACUGCCUCCCGCAGCUUGGUCAAACUCAUGCUGGUAGCUUCGAGAACACUGUCCCACCAUCUCUCCCCCUGUCGUUCCCUUCUCCUUGUGCCCUCCAUCUUUCCCAACAUCAGGGUCUUUUCCAGGGGGUCUUCUCUUCUCACGAGGUGGCCAAAGUAUUGGAGUCUCAGCGUCAGGAUAUGUCCUUCCAGUGAGCACUCAGGGCUGAUUUCCUUAAGAAUGGAUAGGUUUGAUAUUCUUGCAGUCCAUGGGACUCUCAAGAGUCUCCUCCAGCACCAUAAUUCAAAAGCAUCCAUUCUUCGGCAAUCGGCCUUCUUUAUGGUCCAGCUCUCACUUCCAUAUAUCACUACUGGGAAAACCAGAGCUUUAACUAUACAGACCUUUGUUGGCAAGGUGAUGUCUCUUCUUUUUAAGAUGCUGUCUAGGUUUGUCAUUGCUUUUCUCCCAAGAAGCAGGCAUCUUUGAAUUUCGUGACUGCUGUCACCAUCUGCAGUGAUCAUGGAGACGACCUGAUAAAUGUGUUUACUCCGCAAUUUAGGAUUACUAGGGAAGGCACUUUCUCUGAACCCCACACUUAACGUGCAUUUCGUGUGCGCUGCUUUGUAGAUUUAACCACAAGCUGGUGUUUGGCGUGUCAGUCAAGAACAUGAACAAGGAUGAGCGGCUGAUCUUUGGGGAUUCGCUGAUGACCCACGCCAUGGUCAUUACUGCCUUCACUGAGAAGGUGGGUGUUGGGGCAGCAGGGUGGGUGGUGGAGUUCCUUCCCUUCCUUUCCACCCAUAUGGCAGUCAACCAGACAAUAAUUGCAUGCACAACCUGUUCAUGGAAUCCUCCUGGGGACGGUAUGUGCUUUUGAAAGAGGGACAGAGAACCGGUGGCCCUCAAAUGUUUUUGGGCUCUGUCAUCUGCCCCAGCCAGCCUGGUCGGGGGAUGAUGGGAACGACAGCCCAGCAACACUUAGACAGAGCUGUUCCACCAGGCCUUUCGUCAGGGCGCAGCCUGACUCCCUCCUUUGGCAAUCUUUACAGAACUUUAGUUUAUGGUUGCCAUCAAUUUUGAUUUUAAUUAAUUUUUAUAAUGUUUUUAGAAUGUUGCACUAUUUUAGUGUUGUUAGCCGCCCUGAGCCCGGCUUCGGCUGGGGAGGGCGGGAUAUAAAUAAAAUUUAUUAUUAUUAUUAUUAGAGGGCGACAAAGGUUCCCCAUCUCUGCUCUAAGAAGUUAUAUUCCAUACUUGUAGAGACGGAGGGAUGCUUCCACUGAGAGGAGGAUGCCCCUUAGAGAACAACAUGCAGAGAACAUCUGUGGCCUUCCAGAGACUCUUGGAUUCCCAACACCCACCUGCCUCAGCAGGAGCAUGGCCAGCGGUCUGGGGUGCUGGGAGCUGGUGGAGGGUCCCAUCCCUCUUCUAAAGCCCCUUGUUGACAAAGACCACCGUUCUUCUAUGAUGAAUCACAGAACGGUAGAGUUGAUAUCUGGAUGAUGCUGGUGGCGAUAGCACUGAGGCCACCAAUGCCCCCCCCCCCGCUCUUCCCCCAAGGGGCUCAAGAGGCCGCACAGGGGCUCCACAACCACAAUCCCAUGGCAGAUGCCUUGUUGUUGUUUUACAUUAUGCAUUUCAGGUGCACAGCCUUCCAAAGCUUUCUCAAUUUACCGCGUGUCUCCAGUUUCACAGAGAGAAAUAUACAAAGGUUAGCAACGAUGAAAGGUAGUAAAGACAGCGAUGGAAUUACUUUAAAAGCCAGACAGGCCCACCAGGCAAUCAGCCCAAUGAGAUCUGACCUUCCUCUCUCUCCUUAAUCCAAGAGGGAUGCUCAGUCCACUCUGCCCCGCUUGGUCCUUGCUAGCCAGAAAGGGCUUCUCUAUAAACAUUUGGAGGCUCCUCACCUCAGAAAUCCAGAACGUUAAAACAGAGGAGCAAGGCAAGAUUAAAAGCUGCAAUGCCCCUAGGCUGUUUUUGCCAACGGUUGGCAGAUUUAUAAUUCUCACUAAAAGCUUCUUUAGGCUAAAAGCAGGUAUUAAAACAUGGAGCUUUUUUUCCCUUUUUAAAAAAAAUACCUGUUGUGCAAACAGGUUUUAACUGCAACUCUGAUGUAAUUUUCUUUUCCCAUGAGGGACAUUUAAUCCUUGCCAGCGUUCAAAACUAAGCUAAAUGUGGCUUGAUUGAAUUUUAAGAGCUUGAAAGUAAUUCCAGUCAGGCCUUCAGAGGUUCUUGCCACCAUCUCUUCCAGCUGCCUUGUAUGGACCUGAGCACAGUUUGGACCCAAAGUCUUUAAAAGUACUGUAGCAUGAUUUAUUUUAUUUAUUACCACAUGUAUAUCCUCCUUCCAAGGACCUCAAGGUGGGUUACAGGGUCUUCCCACUCUCCAAUUUAUCAAAAUAUUGAUAAAAUCAGCAGCUUUAUAUAUACACUGUAUAAAAUAUCCACAAUAAAAGUACAUGUCUAGCUAGGCCUGCAAUAUUCCGCAUGCAAUAUUCUCCACACUGUAGAACUCCUUAUGUGAUCCAGAUACCAGGCUUUUAGCAUUUGGGGUUGUAAAGGCGUGGGUGAGGGACGCUUUCAGCAGUUUGUGAAAUGAAAGCGCAGGUGUCAGGUAAGGGAGGCAUUUUAUUUCUCUGCUAUAAAUCCACAAGCAAGUGUAAAUCGGCCUGGCCAGGGGAAGCUUUUCUGCUGGGCUCUUCCUCCUGUUGACCCCUGCAUUUCCCCCUCUUUCCAGCCAGAGCAAGAGGGCUGCUUCGAAAAAUGGCGCGUGGAGAACUCAUGGGGCGAAGACCGCGGGAAUAAAGGUAAUGUGUUGCUAAUGCAGACGCUGGCCUCCUUUCGUUUUGCAUCAGGGGUGUUGUCUGGAUUUUGGGGCAGGGGGUUGGACUAGAUGACUUCCAGAUGUCCCUUCCAGUACUAUGAUUCUCAACAGCGUGCGUAUUGGGAUAGCGAGCUUAAUUCUGGGCCAGUUUAGCACUCGAAGCCUAUGCAGUUUGCCCUGCCUCUCUGCCUUAGCAGAAUCCUGACAGGCUGGUGGUCAGUGAAUUCUUCCCUUUUGCCCUCCAUCACUUCAGGCCUCUCCAACCUGGGGUCUCUUCCCAACGCUGAAUUUUCCUGGGUUUGUGAUGAGGGCAAUGCAAGGAGGCUCCCGGACCUCCCUCCUUCCCUCUCUGUGUUCUGCACUCUCUGCCAGGAUCGCCAUUGGGCUGUGUGUGUCCCCCACCUCCUUUUAAUUACUCCGGGGUCAUAAGGCAGAGAUUAUAAAUUCCUGCAUGGGGUUUAUUGCAGAGAGAGAGAGAGAGCACAUGAGCACUGACUGGACUGCCGUUCCUUUAAGCUCCUGAUGUAAUCUUAUUUUGUGUAGAAAAGUUCAUUACCCUUCUUCAAACAGCCUCCAGUGGGGGAAACUUUUGCUGUUGGUUGUGCGAUUGGGAUGACAACAAGCAGCGUCUUUGUCUAGCAGAAUUGUAGCGCCACAUGUGUUCCGUUUCCCUCUUCACUUCCCCUGGGAGUUGGUGGAAGACAAGGGCCCACGAGCCUUUAUGCUAUCCAUGGCCAUUUCAAAGAGCCAAGGACUUUUCUGCGUGUCCCAGUGUCUCCCAUUGAGACUGGAGCUUCUGUUUGCAUAACAAGAGCUUUCGUGGAACAGCAGGCGCAGGACUAUCUCAAUGAUCCAGGCGCGCAGGUGGCCCUCACCCCCGCUUCCCAAAAAAGCCGCCUUGAGGUCAAGGCACAGCUAUUCUUAGCUCUUCGUUUACCCAUCUGUUUUAUGAGCGUGCUAAAACCCAGAGUUGCUCCAGCAGUUAAAAAAACACACACACACUCCUGCCAUCAGCCACAAGAGAUGAGUGCAAACCACUUUGAGCUUUCAAAGUUUAAAAAUAACCCGGCGAAAGCGAGACAGAUUACCGGCAUUCCUCAGAGUUUACCUUCUCCAGCCUCCUGGCAGGGCAGCCAGGAGGCGUGAGGUUGAUUCCUUGAGCUUCUUAGCCUCUUGCUGUUCUACGUGGAAGUCUCACUCCCACUCAGAGGCAAAGCCUGCUUUUAAUGAAUGGGGCUUUUUCCUCGAGGGCUCAGGACUUGCCCCUGAACAGACUUUGGGGGCCUCUCACUUUGGGGGCCAAGCAGAGCCCUCUCGCCACCUCUGCCCAAUCAGUCCCUUGCAAUGGCCAACCCUGGUUGCAGCUGCUCUUUUCCACUUACCAAGCAGGCAAAAUGCUUUAGAGCCUCUCUGCCCUGCAAGGUAGGCCUCUGUGGGGUGGGGUGGGGGGAGAAGAAUCAGGCUGAAGAAGAGAGCUGCUUGCCCCAGGCUCACCGCCUGAAGGCUGGCCAAGGUGACUGGCAAUGUUCCUUCUGUAAGGACGGUGCGGGUUGCUUGCAGAACGUGUCUUGGGCAUUGAUUCAAUACAUGUGUAUUGCGGGCACAGAAUUUGGCCAAGCCUGAGUCCUCUGUCUUAGUGAUCCUUACAACACAGGCCUAUAAAACAGGGCAGCAGCAGUUAGUGCUACAGUGGUACCUCGGGUUACAUACGCUUCAGGUUACAGACUCCGCUAACCUAGAAAUAUUACCUCGGGUUAAGAACUUUGCUUCAGGAUGAGAACAGAAAUCGUGCUCUGGCAGCGGGAGGCCCCAUUGGCUAAAGUGGUGCUUCAGGUUAAGAAAAGUUUCAGGUUAAGAACGGACCUCCGGAACGAAUUAAGUACGUAACCAGAGGUACUACUGUACUAACACUAUGUCUGCAUUGCAGCUGGGUGUGCUGAGGCUGAGAAGAGCAGUUGCUAGCUUAAGACACCACCUAACCAAAUCUGUCUUGCUUGGGGCGAGAUUGUCCGGAGGACUUCCUGGCUCUAAGGCUGGGGUCUGCAGUGCGAUGCCUGUGGGAACCCUCAGGUGUUGGUGCCAGCUUCGCCCCUCCCCUCCCAAUUCUACUUUAAAAUAGUGCUUUGGGCCUUCUAUGUUUGUGGGGAAUGCCUAUUUUUUGGCUAGUUUACCUGCUUUUUUUAAUACAUGUUUUAUUUGGGGGGCAUGUGUAGGAGGUGUUUGAGUAUUUCCAGUUUUUCUUCUGCGGAAGGGCUAUUUUGCAGAACCUGUGAAACAGUUUCUUAGGUUUCCAAAUGAGUUCUUAGCAUCCCACACCCAUGUUUUUGGGACUCCUCUUCUAGCUGCUUUCCCACGCCACAUCCUCCAGGGCAGACCUCUAGCUGCUGCUCCAAAGUCGUCAUUUGCAGAUAUGGCCCUCCGAGGGGGUUUGGGGGAUAGCUGGCCUCUUGAAAAAGCCUGGGCUUGUGUGGGAAGGCCAAGCAGCAUUCUGGCAGGCCCCUUGUUUAAGGAAGAGGUGAAGAAUGAGGAUGUUAGAUUUGGCACUCAGGCUUGGCUAGGCGUGGAGGCAUUAAAAUAACAAGCCCCAACGUCAGUCCUUGAAGAGGGUUGAUAGAGUAUUGCCUGAAACAACAGAGGCAAGAUUAGACUCAGGGGCUUAGCUGGAGGAUGAGUUAUGGAGGAAACGCUUAACCCUUUUGUACGGUGCUUUGGGUCCAGAUAGCCUGGUCUGGGUUUACCAGCUUAGCAUUGUGAUCCUGUUGUUGAAAGGCAAGGUCAGAUCUUAGACAGGGUUGGAGCAUCUGACCUGUUAAUUGCAGAGGCAAAGCCACUAGAGGAAACCUGAAAGGCCAAUCCUCGGUCACUCAGGAAUUUCCGAAAACUCUGGGUUUGUAAAGUGGUGUUUUUGGAAGCUCCUGGGUUUUGCUUCCAAACACAAAUACAAGAGACACCACGUGAGACCUCAUCUGUUCCUUGUAGGUUUUUGAUUUGUGGUGUUUCUUGAUGCAGAGGAAAGGCAGAAAAAUGUUCCGGGGAGGAAUUUGAUAUGGGAUGGCAGUUUGAGCUUGGUUUUCCUGUUUCCCUCCCCAAAGCACAUUUGACAUUGCAAGCACCACCCAGUCUGCUGGUACAAAGCAAGGAAAGGGGCCUGUAUUUAAUUGUUCAACCAAAGGCCUCAUUAGCUGUGAAAAUUAAUGGGUCCUUAAUGUUCAGAAGCAGUCGACCUCCAUGCCCUCUUAGAUUUCAGUGUGGCAUAGAGGGCAGGGGUCCCCCAGGGCAGAUCACUGUACGUGGCACCUCUUAAGCUGAGCAUCUCUUAAUAGACCUUGUCCCGUCCUCCUCUUCUCCAGGUUACCUGAUCAUGACUGAUGACUGGUUCUCCGAGUACGUCUAUGAAGUGGUGGUGGACAGGAAGCAUGUGCCAGAGGACGUCUUAGCUGUGAUGCACCAGGAGCCAGUUGUCUUGCCUGCAUGGGACCCCAUGGGCGCUCUGGCUAAGUGAACUGGUGUGUGUGUGUUGAGGGGGCGCUCUGCUGCCUCCUUCUGGUCAACCUUGAAGCAAACAUGUGGGGGGGAUCUGGAGGGCCAGGAGCCAACGCCAAGUGGCCCCAUGAGCAAACUCCCACUUGAGGUGCCAGUCUUGAAGAGUGGUGCCCUGUGGAUCUUCAGAGGAAACAGUGCUUUUCUGUGGAUGGGGCUACUCUGCAACCUUUGCGUCGACAUGUGUGCUUUUCAUUGUAGUAUAAUCCUUUUCUUUUCUUUUUUUAAAAAACACCCUCUGAAAUUAUUUUAUUCAUAUACUCGUUUUAAAACUUCAGAAAUGAUUCUUUCACGCAAACCUUGUGUAGAAAAAGAUGGGGGGGGUGAGAUGAACGCUUGGGGUGAUUGCGUACCACAAAGGGCCACCAAGUGGAGAUUAAUUGCUUGUUGGUUGUGAUUUUGAGCUGCUUGGCUGCUUGCUUGUGGAGAGAGGCAUAUAACCCAUGGUGCACGAUGCUGGCCACUUCCUACAUGAUCUUCAUCUGCCUUGUCUUUUCCAACUGAGAUGUGGUCUGAAUUUAACAGCCUUCUCCCUGGAGCACCUGAAUCACAGCCCAGGGGAUUUCCCCCCAUAACCACCACUGAGGCUCAGCUGAACCAACGGAAAAAGUGGCUGCAAAGGCUACAUUCCAGAAUGCCCAGUUCCUGGGUAAAAUGGGAUUUUUAAAAAAUGGCUGCGUUUUUAUUUGAAUGCCAUCUACAACUACCUGGUGCUAUGGAGCGUUUGAAUAAAAACACUUUGCUGAAUGAGCUUCGGUGUCCUGUAUUGAUAUUAUUGAUGCAUAAAUUGCUGGCAAACUGCAAAACAUAUUGCCAACAAAUGAAUGAGGCAGUGGGGGGUGGGAGAAGACACUCCCCUCCCACCUCUCUGCCGGCAACAUUGGAGAGCUGCUGCCAGUCAGAGGAGACAAUAUGGAGCUACUAGCUCAGUUUAGCCAGCUAGAUGAACAAAUAGUCUUGACAUGGCAUAAGGCGUCUGCUUUGGGGUCCUUCUUUGCCAAGGGUUCUUUCCACACAUUGGAAACUUCUGAUUUGGCACAAGCCACACCUGCAGAUCAAGCCCCCACUGAUCCCCAGCUAGCUGCAGUCUGUCAGCAUGGUGUUGGGACUCCAGUCCCAUCAGCCUUGGCCAGCAUGACCCAAAGGGUCAAGGGUCAUGGGAGUUGUAGUCUCAGCAAUACCAGGUUGGCAAAUCCCCACACUAGUCUCUGGGAAUUAAGCCUGGUGCCAGAUCAGAGAGCUUUGAGAGGGCUGGGGGGAAUCUGCCAAACUAAAGCAAUGGGGAGAAAAACGUAGGGCGUAUCAGAAUGAACUUGGCGAGAGGAGAGAUGAAACUGAAUGGGUUCUUACUGAAAGCUGGUCACAGAGUUAAUCUCUAAUAAAACAGUUGAGUCCUUAACAUACGUUUAACAUCUUGAAAGUUAGGCGACACUAAGACAGGCUUAGGGUAUAAAGGAACUGAUUUUGCAUCCAUCCAGCUAUUGGUGUUAGAGGACAUUCAGCACAGAAAUGUGUGUAUACCUUUAAGAAGUUUCUGGAAUUAAUUGGCUGCAGGUGGCCGUUGCUAUAAAAGAAAAAAGCUGAGUUUUGUAGCCUGCCUGCAGGAAUAACGCCCACCAGAGUUUGUGUUUAUUGUUUUGCAAUAAAGUCUUCGUUUUAGUUUGGGUUUUUACACCUAUGUCUCCUGGAGUCACUCUGUCCUCUGCCACCGGCUGGAACAUCCCCCUCCAACAAUUGGGUCAAACUAAUUAAAAGCAAACACCCGUUUUGCACUGCAGUCUUGACCCUGAGCAAGAAUUCCUGCCAUUUCUAUUUUUAAAUGAUUGGUUUCUUUUAAAGUUGCAUGCUUUCAUGCAUUUAAUACAUCUAUCUACACUGGAGUAACAGACCUAUUUUAAUUGUUGCCUUUAAGUCUCUUAAGUCCCUUGGUUUCAAUGGGUCUACUAUGAGUACGAUUAACAUUGGACAUCACCCACUAUGUAGAACUGAACUUAGUCUUUUUGUUUUUUCUCAUUUUCAUAUCUUAACGGCUGAGCAAUUUCCGCGGAGGAAAUAUGCUGGGAAUCAGCAUUUUUAGACUGCAGCUUUCACCUUCCCCUUGCAUGAUAUGAAGCUCCAGGAAAAUUCCAGAGGACACAUGCAGUCUCAGACAUGCCUACUUUGGAUGGAAGGGAAGGGGGCAGCGAGGUUCAAAAAAUGUUAGCGAGACCAUUUGGAGGGACAGAGGCUCAAAUUUGAGCACACUUGCAAAGUCUAGGUAAGGGGCUUUUCUUCUCCAGGCUGCUUCCCAGAUCCACUUCGGUGAUGCCACCUUGGGGUAAACUUUCUUUAGCUCCAGCUUAAAGCCUAAUUAUUUUGGUUAAAUUAUACAUUGCACCCCCCAACUUAAAGCAUACAGCCCACUUUUUCCGCAGGGAAGACUGAUAAUGACUAAGUCUGCCACAUUUCUUUCCGAGUUUGCUCACUUCCACUUCCUUUUAUAAGCUCAUCAAAGUGAGUACUGAUUUAUUUAUUUUUUAGUGAAUUGAAUCAGCUUGCACGAGUGUGUCUAUGAAGAGUGAUCUUGUGAAGCAGGAGGGGGAGAACCUUGGCAAGCCCAGACUGCUUUUUUUUUUUUUGCAGAAUUGUUUUUUUUUUAAAAGGGUGUUUAGUUUGUGUAAGAAGCUGCCUUGAUACAGUCUCAGGCCAUUGGUCGAUCUAGCUCAGCAGUCUAAACCAGCUGUGGGGAACUUUUGGCCCUCCAGAUGUUGCUGAACUGCAACUUGGAAUA
Messenger RNA from Podarcis lilfordi (Lilford's wall lizard), 17619 nucleotides. The record is from the annotation of a GenBank genome assembly. NCBI's taxonomy places the organism in Eukaryota, Metazoa, Chordata, Lepidosauria, Squamata, Lacertidae.